UAAUGUUUGCACGAAACAAACAUACUUUAAUAUGUCGGUCAAAUUAUUAUUAAUGGUUCUAACAGUUUUAAGUAGUGGUAUCAAAGUGAACUCAUUGAAUAUUUUAGGAGUGUUUCCGUUUCCAGCAAAGACCCAUUUUUUCGUAUUUGCGCCCUAUCUGAAGGAAUUAGCAGAUCGGGGCCAUAAUGUAACAGUAAUAUCUUAUUACCCUCGUACAGAGCCUAUACCAAAUUAUCAUGACAUCGGUUUGAACAAGGCCUUACAGUAUUUAACACCAAGUCAUCCAAUUAGUACUUCGAUUUUUGUGAGUUAUCUUUCUCUUACUCUAGUCCACAUGAUCGGUGGCCCUGUUGCUUGUAAACUCUUAGUUGAAGAUGAAAAUGUGCAAGAUUUGUUGGAAUCCCGACCGCUGUUCGAUCUAGUUGUUGUGGAGCAGUUUAACAGCGACUGUGCUUUAGGAUUAGCUCACAAAUUCGAAGCACCAGUUAUUGGAAUCACCUCCCAUAUGCUGUUACCUUGGCAUUACAGAAGAUUCGGCGUUCCGUAUAAUCCCUCUUACGUAAUGUACGAUUUUCUGAAAGGUGGUACGAAACCAACAUUCUUCGAAAGAAUUAAGAGAACCAUUUUGUAUCAGCAUAUAAAUUUUAUUCAUGAAUACAUUACCCAUACCCUAGAACAGAAUAUUAUAGAAGAACAUAUUGGUGAAGUACCGCCUCUAGGGGAGUUGGCAAAAGAUAUUAAACUGGUCCUUGUGUAUCAAAACAUGAUGCUGACUGGUUCAACAAUUGCACCACCCAAUAUAAUAGAAGUCGGAGGUUAUCAUGUAGCCAAGCCGAAGCCUUUACCUAAUGAUUUGAGAAAAUUUAUCGAAGAGUCUGAACAUGGAGUAAUUUAUAUCAGUUUCGGAACAAUACUAAAUGCUGCGUCGAUGCCCAAAGAUAAAUUACAGCAUAUUAUAGAAGGACUAGCUGAAUUACCGCAACGUGUUAUUUGGAGGUGGAACAAAAAAUUUCUUCCAGGCAACCCGAAAAAUAUUUUCAUAUCUAAGUGGUUGCCUCAAAAUGACAUUCUAGCGCAUCCAAAUGUCCUAGCUUUCUUUUCGCACUGUGGAUUAUUGGGUACGACGGAAGCAAUGUAUCACGGUGUUCCAAUAGUAGGAUUGCCUAUCUACGGUGACCAAAGCACAAAUGCCGCAGCUAUCGAGGAAAGUGGCCUUGGUGUUCAGACGUCCUUAGAUCUUAUAUCAAAGGAGUAUAUAUUAGAGAAAUUUCUGAAAGUCUUGGAUCCAGCGUUUCGAGAAAAGGUCAAAUAUCUGUCCAGGGCGUGGCAUGAUAGACCAUUAAAGGCAAUGGAUAGUGCAAUCCAUUGGACGGAAUUUGCGGCUAAAUACCGAAACUUCACAUUCAGAUCUCCUGCCGCUGAUGUUCCUCUUUAUCAGUAUCUCUGUUUAGAUGUUAUAUCAGCUUUAAUUAUGAUUUUUGCAAUGAGUAUUCUGCUUUUUAAAUAUGUUGUAUGGGCUGUAGCGAAAAAAAUAUUUGGUACAUUCAUAUCACGAGGAAGAAUUAGACCAAAAAAAAAAGUUACCAUGAACUGUCAUACAAAAAUAAUAGCGUUACUUUUCAUAAUAUUCAAUACUGUGAAUGGACUUAACAUACUUACAAUAUUUCCAUAUCAUGGAAAGAGUCAUUUUUUCGUGUUUAAAGUGUACAUUCAGGAACUAGUGAGACGCGGACAUAAUGUAACUGUGAUAUCACACUUUCCGGAGGCCAAUCCAGGCAAAAACUACCACGACAUAAGUUUAGCGGGAAGCAUUAAAAUUUUAGAAGAUGACCAAUCUUUUCACAGGUCACUUUUGACUGUACUAGAAGUUGGAUUAUUUUUAUCAAAUACAGGAAAAGAAAACUGCGAAGUAAUGUUAGGGAACAAAGCUGUUAGAGAUGUCAUUGACCGAAAACAAAAAUUCGAUGUAAUAGUCAUUGAACAGUUUAACAGUGAUUGUGGUCUUGGUAUUGCAUACAAGUUACGAGCACCCGUGGUUGGUAUUACCUCACAUAUUUUAAUGCCAUGGCACUAUAAUAGGUUUGGUAUACCGAGUAACCCAUCAUUUGUUCCCUUCCACUUUUUGGAAGGAGGAACGAGGCCCACGUUCUUUCAAAGAAUCGAAAGAAUUGUUUUAGAUGUUUACUUCAAGACACUAUUCUAUUUUAUAAGUCAAAGGAACAACCAAAAUGAAUUAGCUAAAUAUUAUGAUGACAUCCCACCUUUAGAAGAUUUAGCACGGGAAAUUAAAUUCCUGCUUUUAUAUCACAAUUUCGUUCUUACUGGAUCGAGAUUAUUUCCUGCGAAUGUAAAAGAAGUAGGUGGAUAUCACGUGAGAGAAGCAAAACCUUUAUCCGGUGAUUUGCUAAAGUUCUUUGAGGAAUCAGAGCACGGGGUGAUCUACGUUAGUUUUGGAUCUGUCGUCAAAAGCUCUACUAUGCCAGCAGACAAAGUCAAAGAUGUUUUAAACGUAAUGUCACAACUGCCUCAAAGAUUUAUUUGGAAAUGGGAAACCAAAGCAAUGUUGAUGGACAAAAAUAAACUUUACAUUUCCGAAUGGCUGCCGCAAAUAGAUAUUUUAGGUCAUCCCAAAACUUUAGCAUUCUGGUCACAUUCUGGUAUGGGUAGUACUAUAGAAGCCAUACAUUACGGAGUGCCAAUGGUAGCUAUGCCCGUAAUUGGAGAUCAGCCAGCAAAUGCUGCUGCUGUAGAAGAAAGUGGACUUGGAGUUCAAUUGCAAAUGAGAGAUUUAAAUAAAGAGAAUUUACUCGCAGCCUUUAAAAAGGUGCUAGACCCCAAGUUCAGAGAAAAUGUCAAGCUAGUAUCAAAAGCCUGGCAUGACCGUCCAAUAUCACCAUUGGAGUCUGCCGUUUACUGGACGGAGUUUGCGGCGCGCUAUCCGAACCUUAAUUUUACUGCUGCAGCAGCAAAAGUUCCUUGUUAUCAGUAUUAUAAUCUUGAUGUGAUAGCUGUGUUUAUUGUAUUGUUCCUAAUUGUUAUAUACGGAAGUAAAAGGAUCUUAUUAUUAUGUUGCCGAAAAGCGCCAACUCAGGAACAAAGCAUUCGUAACAAGAGUAAGAAAAGGUCGAAGCGAGAAUAAUUUGAUUGGGCAUCAGAGAAAUACUUCUCCUAUCUUCUUAAUUUUUAACCUUUUAAUCUCUCAUAAUAUUCGCAGUAAAAUAUGUACUUAUCUCCUGCUAAUGCUCGAACGGUAUACUUACUAGGUAUAAUAUGUAAUUUAACAAUCUCGGUAGGGUCCUUCAAGGAGAAUCCAUCUUUGUCUUGCAUCCUUCAACUCAAGAUCUUCAUGAGAUCCUUUCUAAAUUUAAUCCUUUUAAAUAUUGUUUUAGCUAAUGAUAGUCUUCUAAUAUGUUGUUGUUCAGACAAAUUCAAGUUUUUUUUAGUUAAGACCACUUUCCGGGGACAUCAGCAGACUCUUGGCAGUUGACCACGUAAGGAAAUAGUAGCUACCUUCUUAUAAGACAAACCUAUUAAAUCUAAGCACAAGCGAGGGUUAUUGUGUAAUUACGCAAUUCCUAUGGACACUUUCCAGAUCCAUCAUAUUAAGACCAGUUCCAUUGUAUUGAGUUUUCAUCGAAAUUAUCGGAUGCAAAAUGCUUGCAAAAUGGAUAAGAAAUCAAGAAAACAAUUAUAAAUUUUGGGUUAAGUACCUAUAUUGUUUGUAGCAAUUAACAAAAAAUAUCACUUGCUUCAACGGUGAAAGAAAACAUCGUGAGGAAACCUGCAUGCCUAAGAGUUCUCUAUAAUGUUCUCAAAGGUGUGUGAAGUCCACCGCACUGGGCCAGCGAGGUUCACAUUGUGGGAGGAGAGCCAUGAUCUGUAGUGGGAUGAUAUGAUGAUGAUGAUGAUGAUGAUAAUGAGUGAGGAAAACAAUAAUAUAGCUGAGAAUAAGUGGAAAUAUUUUAAUAAAUUUAUAUUUUUAAUUUUA
Molecule: messenger RNA, 3988 nt
Organism: Pararge aegeria (speckled wood butterfly)
Lineage: Eukaryota; Metazoa; Arthropoda; Insecta; Lepidoptera; Nymphalidae
Exons: 8
Coding region: 32-3139 (1035 amino acids)
Molecular function (GO): UDP-glycosyltransferase activity
Source: RefSeq, a predicted model, not a curated record